Microthlaspi erraticum is the source of this 924-nucleotide messenger RNA. Lineage: Eukaryota; Viridiplantae; Streptophyta; Magnoliopsida; Brassicales; Brassicaceae. The record is from the annotation of a GenBank genome assembly.
AUGGAUGAUCGAGUUCGCUUGAGCCGCAGAAUCCGCUUUCUCCUCCUUGCGUGGCUUCGCCGUUCUCGCUCCGGGAGAAUAGAAUUUGUGAGACGAUUCGGAUACAAGGAAAUGACGAAAGCAACAGAAGGUUUCCGCAAGGUUAUCUACAGCAACUAUCACGGGACUGCGUACAGAGCCAAACUCAAAGGCGGUGAAGUAGCUUUGGUCAAGGAACUGAAAGCUCACGAUCUCGGACGAGAGAGGUUUCUUGAGGAAGUGCAGCUCUUGGGACGGUUACGUCACCGACAUCUCCUCACACUUCGCGGGUUUUGCACCGGACGCAAGAGGCUGCUAGUGUUUGGCAACAUUGACAAUGGAAGCUUGAAAGAACACCUCAAUGAUCCGCUUAAGACUCCUUUGAACUGGAAGACUCGCAUCAAAAUAGCCAUUGGAGUCGCCGCUGCAUUAGAAUAUUUGCUAAUCUUCAGCAGUAAUGAUGCACAGAUAUAUGAUGUUUCAGUGAACUCAUGUAACAUCAUGUUGGAUGAAAACUUCACCCCCAAAAUUUCAGAUAUCCGCGUCAACAGACACACACAAAGCCAUCCCAAAACACUCAAUGAUGCUUGCUCCGAAGGAUCAUGUGCGGAUGAGGAAUGUGGAAACGUGAUAUUCCAACUAGGAGUGUUGAUGUUGGAACUGAUCACAGGACAAUCAUCAGACAGACAAGGAGAAGACUUGAUCGAAUGGGUACAACACUCGUGUAUUGCAAACUCCAUUGAUAAGAUGAUUGAUCCGGAUCUUGGCAACAACUAUAGCUCCAGAGAACUCCAGAAAGUUCUUGCCGUGGCUCGUCUCUGUAUAAAAACGAGGUACGAGCCACCUUCCUUCUCCAUCACACAUGUAUACCGGUAUCUACAGAAGAAGAUCGACGUCGCAACAUAG